This is a messenger RNA of Gavialis gangeticus (Gharial), 2964 nucleotides long. It is a transcript of the gene BMX, whose product is annotated as BMX non-receptor tyrosine kinase. The transcript is spliced from 18 exons. Gene Ontology annotation, biological process: peptidyl-tyrosine autophosphorylation; intracellular signal transduction; adaptive immune response. Bases 6 to 1958 code for a protein of 650 amino acids. NCBI's taxonomy places the organism in Eukaryota, Metazoa, Chordata, Crocodylia, Gavialidae. The record is from RefSeq and is a predicted model, not a curated record. Gene Ontology annotation, molecular function: non-membrane spanning protein tyrosine kinase activity; protein binding; ATP binding.
ACAAAAUGGAGAACAAUUCAAUUCUGGAAGAAGUUCUUUUAAAGAAGUCGCAACAGAAGAAAAAAAUGUCACCAAAUAAUUACAAAGAAAGGCUGUUUGUUCUGACAAAAACACAUCUCUCUUACCAUGAAUAUGACAAACAGAAAAAAGGAAGCAAAAAGGGAUCAAUUGAUAUUAAGAAAAUACGAUGUGUUGAAACUGUGAAUCUUGAUGAACCAACUCCUUUGGAGAGACAAUAUCCAUUUCAGAUAGUGUACAAGGAUGGCCUUCUUUACGCCUACACAGCUAAUGAAGAGAGCCGAAGUCGAUGGCUGGAAGCCUUGCAAGAAGAAAUUAGAGGGAAUGCUGAUUUACUGAACAAGUAUCACAAAGGCUUCUUCACCAAUGGGAAGUUUCUCUGUUGCAGCCAGACUUGUAAAGGAGCUCCUGGAUGCACCAUUUGGGAGAAAUAUACAACUCUACAUAGCACACCCAGUCCUGUGAAACCACUGCCUCCUGACCCUAGACCACUGAUGAAGCAUAGUAGUUUGCCUCAGGUUCUAACACCAGCAAUGUCUUUCUUGAAGAUUGCUGUGGCUCAGUAUAACUACGAACCCCAGGGAAACUGUGAUAUCCCACUUGUCAGGAACAGCCAGUAUUAUGUUCUGAAAGAAGAAGAUCCAGAACGGUGGAAAGUGAGGGACAUAGAAGGGAAGGAAGGCAUUGUACCAAGUACUUUUUUGAAAGCCAUAUCCAUCAAUGAUGAUGAACUUAGGGAAAACUUCAGCAUUGGUAAACAUUCAUCAGAAGAAGAAGACAGUAUUGAUAAUCAUGACUGGUAUGCAGGUAAUAUCUCCCGGGCCCAGUCAGAGCAACUACUGCGACAAAAGGGAAAAGAAGGUGCUUUUAUGGUUCGAAAAUCUAGCCAAGCAGGAAAGUACACAGUAUCUGUAUUCAGCAUGGCCCUUGAAGAUAAAAAGGGAACAGUCAAACAUUAUCAUGUGCACACAAAUUCUGAAAAUGAAUAUUAUCUGGCUGAAAAUUACUGCUUCAAUUCAGUUCCAAAGCUUAUUCACUAUCAUCAGCAUAACUCAGCAGGUAUUGUUACAAGGCUUCGACAUGCAGUGUCUACCAAAGGGAAUACAAUUCCAUCCACAGCACCCUUAGGUGAUGGGAUCUGGGAGCUGAAACGUGAGGAAAUCAUCCUGCUGAAAGAACUGGGGAGUGGACAGUUUGGAAUGGUACAGCUAGGAAAGUGGAAGGGGAAGUAUGAUGUUGCCGUUAAGAUGAUUAAAGAGGGAUCGAUGUCAGAAGAUGAAUUCAUAGAGGAAGCUCAGAACAUGAUGAAACUUAACCAUCCCAAACUGGUUAAGCUGUAUGGUGUAUGCACAAAGACAUAUCCUAUCUACAUAGUGACUGAAUAUAUGGCAAAUGGCUGUUUGCUUAGUUACUUGAAGAGUCAUGGAAAGAAACUACAACCCCUUCAGCUACUGGAAAUAUGUUACAAUGUGUGUGAAGCUAUGACAUUCUUAGAAAGCCAUCAGUUCAUACAUCGAGACUUGGCUGCAAGGAACUGUUUGGUUAACAAUGAUCUUACUGUGAAGGUAUCUGACUUUGGAAUGGCUAGGUAUGUUUUGGAUGACCUAUAUGUAAGUUCACAAGGAACUAAGUUUCCAGUAAAAUGGUCAGCACCAGAAGUUUUCCAUUAUACCAAGUUUAGCAGCAAGUCAGAUGUAUGGGCCUUUGGAAUCUUAAUGUGGGAAGUAUUCACUUUGGGAAAGCAACCCUAUGAGCUGUAUGAUAAUAUGCAAGUGAUUCAGAAGGUUUGUGAGGGAUACCGACUUUAUCGACCCCAGCUCGCCUCAGAAAACAUCUAUCAGAUAAUGUACAGCUGCUGGCAUGAGCUACCAGAAAAGCGCCCCACAUUUCUUCAGCUUCAGUCAUUCCUUGAGCUUCUCAGAGAAGAUGACAAGCUUUGAAGAGGAAAAAGAAAAAAUUCUGAGCAAAUGACUAUGCAUAUUAGUAGACAUAUCAACUGCCUUCUUUGUGGGAGCUAAUAGUCAUGAGUGGACUGUGAAACCUGUCUGAGUCUAGCCCACAAUAUUGCUCUGUAUUAACCUUUAAUUUUAUCACAGGUUUUGACUAAAGAAAACUUUGCUGUAGACCAGUGGUUUUCAACCUGUAGUCUGAAGACCUCUGGGGGUCCACAGACUAUGCCUAAAGAGUCCACAAAAGUUUACUAUGAUCAAUCAAACGUAUGUAAAUACUGACACACACUUACAAAUCAAAAGGGUCAGCACCUCCCUUUGAAAUUUCCAAAGGGGUCUGUAAAUAAAAAAAGGUUGAAAACCAGUGCUCUAGAAAGCUCUUGUGAUUUUCAAAAUUGGUGAUGGGAAGCAGAGAGUAGAAGAAUAUUGUUGAUGCUUUUAGUAUGAGUCUCACUGAACUUCAAAGUAUCAAAAAAUGCAGUACAGUAUACAUUAUAUUAAGAAUUUUCCAGAUUGUAACUAUUUUUUUCUUUAUUUGAAAAAUGUUAAGUUGUUAAAUAUAUAUAUAUAUUUCAUAGGUUUUCUCAUAUCAGAACACAUCACUGUAUGUUUUAUGUUUAUAUAGACCCAUUACAAGUCAAAUUCCUAACUGGUACAAGUGCCUGCAACUAGUGGCUCUAGGGUUAGUUUCAAUAGCAUUGAUGCUGUUGGAGGUGAAACAGUGACUCUGUUUCCUCAAAAGUGCCACUGAGGCCAGUGUGUAUUAGAAUUAGCCCAAGAAGCAUAUGUUUGAUUUUCAUUUCAUCCUGUGAGGCAUUUGCAGUACAAGUAGGGAGGAAAUGUUCUCACUACAGUGUUCUAACUCCCUUUCUAUCCUUGACAAUGGGCGCAUCUACACAAGAUGCUUUAAUGUGCAGUAGACUAAUUUACUAAGCAGUAAGCAUCACCAUCUACAUAUGCAGAUGCUUACUGAACGAUACAUUGGUCUACUCCAUGG